Messenger RNA from Oppiella nova, 7386 nucleotides. Lineage: Eukaryota; Metazoa; Arthropoda; Arachnida; Sarcoptiformes; Oppiidae. The record is from the annotation of a GenBank genome assembly.
AUGAGCUGUUUAGUGCCAUUCCUUGAACACGAAUACAUGGAUUCUUUGCCAUAUAUAGUGGCGUCCGCGAUGGCAGUGCUUCCGCCUAUUUUACACAAAGAGCUUCUGGAUAUGCUUUGCUAUAAUUUGCUUCCAUUUACUAUUGAUGAAACUUCCGAUUCAGAAAACCUCAAUUAUGCCAAUAUGUCGAUCCCUUCCAUUAUUAUGAUUGUAUUAAAUUAUGCGGACAACCCUUCCUUUCACACACAGUUGUUGGAGUGCUUAAUGAGAUUGAAGUACAAUGUGUCCAAAGAUCUGCUCUGUGUUAUAGCCUACGGAACGGCGAAAGCCAGGUGCGCGGCAGUGGAGCUACUGUUCCUGUAUUGGCCACACCUGAACCCGAGUGCGUUGGAUCGGAAGGCGUUAUCUGAAAAGCACGUCAGUUGGACACCACUGACGUGUCAGUACGAGAAAUGCCAGAACAAUGUGAGCAACGAAGCGGUGAAGAUGUGCAUCGAUCACACGGUUGUCAUAGGAUCAGCCGAAAGGCCGACACCACUACUCAUUUGCAUCGAAUGCACGGAUCAGAUAUAUCGAGGCAAAAGUCGAGACACUUUACUGAAUAUAUUAUUGCCAAUGGAGGAGAUCUCAUACAACUGCGAGAACAAGACGUGUCGGACACCCCUGUCCCAGAAGAUAGCUGUGGCCACUUGUUUCGCCAUUGAGUGCACGAACUAUAACUGCAAUAAACCGAUCAGAUAUUGCUUGCAAUGUAAUGAAGAGAAACACUCGACUAAAGAGGCGUCCAAUCAUAUCGUGCACACAAUCAUACCGUCCCCGUGGGAUAUGGACAGCGAAACUCAGACCUAUUUGGUCGAAGCAAUCGUGAGUUUGUUGAAAGAGGCGCAACCGGACAAACCCUCCAAAGACAGCGAAAGACAUUCCAGAAUUGGGUUUCAGGUGUCGGAAGAUAAUCAGGAGACAACGAUAGAGGAGCGGCAACUGCUCAGCCGAUAUGGUGUAUGGCUUUUGGUGGGUUUGGGCGCUCCCAACGAUAGUACGCCCGGAGCCACUUUGGGACGGCUGUUGAGUAUGUUAUGCCAAUGGUUUCACUACACGGCCUGUUUGCCCGACGAUCAGGCCAGCAGUGCUCUCGAGAGGCUGAAGGGAGAGUGCAUUCACGGAUGGCUCAUGAAAAUUAUCAAAACUCACUUCAAUAUCUUCACGUCUUGCCUUCUGCCCCAUCCCUUGGAUUACGCAAGACUUGGCGGUCAUUGGGAGUCGUGGCCCUCACAGACCAAUCAAAUUAAGGAAGGUUUCAAAAGAUUGCUUUGUCUCGUGCCUUACGAUAUAAUAACGGCUGAUGUUUGGGGGCAUAUAAUGCCAUUUUGGAUGGAGUGCUUCAGACACGACGUUCCUGAAGAGGAACUGUCCGAACUGAAGAUCUUAUUGAGCAAAGUACUAGAUCCAGAUCUAUCACCCCUUGGUUUGCAACCAAAACAAAUGUAUCACUUCAUUAGCAUUCGUUUCGAGAACACAACGGCGCCCGUACAGGAACAGGCGCUCAGUUGGCUUCAGAUACUGACUAUGUUGGAAGUGCCGGUGCCUUUGAAUCUAUUGAACACAAUGUUCUCCACUGGAGUCAAGUCAUUGUCUGAUCCAAACAUCGAAAAGAUAUGUUCGGUCAGCAAGAUCUCUUCAGACCCGACAUCCAGUGCUAUCUCUAAAUCAAGUACUCGAUCGCACAUUAAUGAGACGACUGCCAGCGAACAGGACAUCAAUCUCUCCUCAUAUAUCUUAAUGCUUGACAUUUUGGUCAAACAGUUUGAGUUACAAGAAGUCAAUUCACACAAAGGUCUGGAGACUAAAGAAGCGGUGCAGGUAUUGAAACUGGUCCUGGAUAUACUACACGCCCCGUGGGUUGGGGUGCACACCUGUCAGCUCAGCACCAAACCCGAUGAAGUAAAUGAGGAGGAAAUCUCGCAAUGCCUUUACUGUGAAAUGAGUGCCAUUUGGUAUCAAUUGACUCUUGUUAUCAUCGAAUACUUUUGUCCUGUAAUGGAGGUAACGAUGGCUGACAUUCCCGGAGAUAAUUCAGUCAAACCAAACAUUCCAUCGCAUGAAAAGGUGUCGAAAUCAGAUUCUGUGAGUUCCACCAAAGAGACACCAAAACCAUUACAAACAACGGAUACAAAGAAUGCAAACAAUUCAGUAGUUCCGUCACAAGACGUAAAGCCCACUCCCGGCGAACCCAAUGACACUAUACUAAAAGCUGCCACUAUUUUGGACAUCGAAGACGAUCUGAACUUUAGUCCCGUAGUGCCGAUGGAGUCGAUCGAGACAGGAGUGGCCCGCUCUGUGACCAUUACCGAGGAUGACGUGGCGUCAGCCAAAUGCACGGUUUCGACGACACCUCAACUCUUGGACGACGACAACGACUCUGUGUUUGAUAAGAAGUUAGACGAAAACUUUUGGGAGACAUCGUAUGGAAAGUUUAAGUUCACGAUCGAAGAGCUGCCACCACAGGAACAGUUGGUUUAUAACUUUCUUAAGGAAGUCAAUGUUCACAACGACGCCGACGUUUUGUACCAUUUGUUAUAUUGUGUGAAACUCAUGAGUUUGCACUCAGAAGUGCUCAAUAGGGCCGCGAAGAACAACAGAGGGUUUGUGAUCUGGUGUCAGGAGAACCUACUCAUACCGAACCUCUGGAAGCUCUUGCAGUCAGAAUUCUCGCAGAUCUCACAGCUUUGUGUUCCACUUAUACUCCAUUGCAUUACACUUCCGUCGGGAACCACAAUGUUCUCCAAAGUAGUUGAAGAGGACUUCCAUAACAACGACUGGAGGGCCAGAUUCGCGGCCGUAGAACGGGUCACAACUAUCGCACACUUUGUAGAGCCGGCAACUGUUAAGAACAGUCCUCUACUUCAGGCCUCUUUGGCCACCGCUUUCUGCUAUUUAGUCCACUGUUUGGAUGACAUCGAAGCCAAUGUCGCACAACGAGCUCUUCUUAAUCUCGAAAUGAUUAAGACAUCGUCACUGAAACUGUUGUUGUGGUGUUUGGAAGUGCAGUUUGAUUUGGUUAUUCAGGACAGGCCUAUGAUUUUGACGACAAUAUUCCAACUCUACAACCAUUUAAGUGACAGACGUUUCCUCUCUUGGGAUUUCUUCCUCAACCGAUUCGACGCCCUAUUCCUCGAAUCGCAGGUCAUUUUAGAGCGAAGCGGAGACAUCACCCAAACCCGUGAUCUCAGGAAUACAAACGUCAACUCCGAGACCUACCAGAAGAAACUUAUCAGAGCUCAAGAGGCUCUGUCGCACACUCACGCAUCCCGUUCCUUAUCGGCCAACUUAGGCCUUAAACAGCCUUACAAGAGGACAAUGUCUGCGCCGACGUUCGGCUUAAUCCCAAAGUUUGACAAAAAAGAUAAGUUCUAUGGGCGCCAGACAUCAACCCCGGCCAUCAGUCGCAAGAGCUCCAAACUGGCGGCGCUCACCGGUUCCACAAUCACUCACUUUCCCAACAGUUUCUUUCACGACAACCAACUCAAAGAAGUGGCACAAGAAGAGAGUCAUCUCUUGAGUGUCAUUCAUAAGACUGAGAUGGAAGACCACGACAAAGACACCAUUCAUCUGUUGAUAUUUUUGUUGAUGCAAUUCCUGUCCCGACCCGACCCUUCCCAUCCUCAGGACGAGAAGUCUAUGACUCGCAGUCACCUCAUUGUUUUACGUCAUCUGAAUAUUCUGAUGGGUUAUAGCCCUGCAGAGAAGGCAUUCCUUAUAUCUCCUAAUAGUUUACGAGGACUUCCCGUUUUCAAUGCAUUCAUCACUUCGAUGCCAAAAGUGUUAGACUUUAACUUCAAAAUGGGAAACAUUUUGCUCAGCACUUGUCUUCCUCUGCUUGUAUACUGUCCAUCGCCUCAACGAUAUAUUCACGACGGAAACCAUUUACCCGUCUAUUCGUUAUGGCUUCUCAAACCUCAUGUGCGGCAGUCUUGGCUCACGUCUCUCAACAUUAUUUUAUACAAACAUUCAUACAAUUCUCAGUCAACACUAAAACAGAUCCAAAUGUUGAUUCAGAUUGUAUUGAAUACACUCGCGGCUCAAUUUCAUAGAUGUCGUCCACUCAACGAACACAUGCAAAGUCCUAUACCUUCCCGUUCACGAGAUUUGAGUACAGCGUCUGUAGAUUUAGAGCAAAUCCAGGAACAGGACCAAAGUAUUGACUCUCAAACCGAAGAUAACGAGAUUAUAUUUUCACCGAAAGUCGGUCAGAAUGAGACGGUCAGCGCUUUCUCGAGUGAUGCCGACGAUGAGGAUAAGGAGACGGAACCGAUCAGUGAAAGUCCCAAAUCGAAAGGAAUUGAGAAAUCCGAUGAUUUAAUGGAUGAAAAUAAAGACAAUGAAUUAGUUAAAGACGAAAAUGAGCCAAAAAUAGAGAAUUCAACACAAAGUAUAAUACAAGAGAAAUCAGAGCUUAAGACAAGUGAAAUGCUUUCCAAUAAAUCAGAGCUUAUUUUGUCAAACAAUACGACAGAAAAUGAGAAGGAAAAAGAAGAAGUUAUUGACGAAAAACUAAUUGAUACUAAAGAUAUGGUAACGAAUUCACAGAAACCUCCAUAUCAUCCGCCGGUGCAGCGAAUGAGUCGGCAAUUGUCGCCAAACAGACCUAAAAUGCAGAGAACGGAUGCGAUCGAAGGUUCGCUCAAAUUAAAGAAAAAUAAAAAAGUUGUCAAUGAAAAGCAAGGCAUAGGAAAAGUAGUGGACAUCCCGACCCAUAACUCAUUGACACGGAUUGGAAGCGUUGACGAAAGGUUUACGGGUCACGAAAGCGGUCAUAAAGUGUUGCGAAAUGUCAAUAGCAGUGACAGUGCAGAUACCAAGGUAUCCAAGUCGACCUGGACUAUAGAAAUACACUCUCCGGUCAAACUGGAGCCUAUUUUGCCAGUCAGACCUCCUCAGGAAAGACUACUUCCUAUCGGAAUGACAACUAAAGAGUUGCGAACCAAUAAAGACAUGACAUAUCGCGACGAUUUAAGUCAUUUUGAUAGAUCUUAUUCCGGAGAUUACGACACAAAAGGCGUCCAAACAUUUAAAACUUUGGUCACAAAUGAAGGCGAAAUGCAUUAUCCGGUUUGUGAACGACUUUUGCCGAUCGGACCGACGCCUCCUUUCACCAGAAAGGAAACGGUGUCUCCUGUGCCACAAAUGCAACCAAAAAGAUCUGGAAUUCUUCAGACGCCUAUCUAUGUCAAAGAGGAUCCCAUUCCUCCCAAAGUGGAGCCAUCAGUGACUCAAUUGGUGACAAUUGCCAGCAAUACUAGUGUUUCACUUGCUUCCAGUGCAACAACAUAUGCAAUGACUGCGACUACAACUUUGAUCACCACCUCUAACACCACCAAACAUCCAUUAUCUCUGCGCGACUCCUUUGAUAGUCCAGAUCCAGAGGUCAAAGUAAAGCUUCCAAACUCUCCAAUUAUGGUGGGUUUGGCCAAAGUUAUCAAAGUAGGAGAGGCGCCAGAAACGACACUAAAUGGUGCUAAAUGUGAAUCCGUCUCCAAUGCUAUUGUCAAUACAAAUAAUAAGAUCGACAUAAAAGGAAACAUCAAUGAAUCAAAAGAGGAAACUCUGGAGAAAGUUGUUAUAGAAAUGCGUUCCACUAUUGGACUCAAUGCCGGAAAUGAGAGAACGGAAGAGUUCGCUCUGAAAUCAAACUCAGAAAAUCCAACACAAACUCAAUCACAAAAUCAAACACAAGACGAGCAAAAGCCGGUGCGACCGCACUAUCGCCAGAGAAAGACUAGAAAGGCUACGUCCACUGCGAGUGACAUUCAGCGCUCUAUAGACAGUAGGGGCGGAGGCGUUGCCGAUAAGGUUUCGCGGCGGACGGCUCGGUCAAUGCCACCGAAACGGACCACAUCUGCACAGCCAUCGACCGGAAGUACUGUUUUCUCACCGGAAGAUAUAGUGCACGAGCGGUGCACUCGUUGUGGACAUGUUUUGGAACAGUUCUCCGAAGAGGAAAUUGGCACAUACGUGCACCGGGAGCCCAGUAUUGCCGCACCUAUUCUUCCCGAUGUCCUUAAGUUGGUCUCAAAAUACGCGGGACUCACAGCAUAUCACUGGCAGAGCGAAAGCAUAGCAUUAGCGUUGUCUGACUUCGUUGAUCUCAAUCAGGUCUCCCCUCUGGUAGAGCUGUUUCAGAAUCUGAACGAAAGAAAACAUUUGCCACAUAUAUCUGAAAUGAUGCAUAUGUUGAGUAAUGUGGCCACAUAUCUGGAGUGCAUAUCUCUGGAAACGCCAUCCCAACAGCCGUGGGGCCUAUUUCUGCCACAAUUAGAAACAUUUUUGCGAAAAUUAAUGCUUUUAUUGCCGGACGCGGGAGUACUUAACUUAACACCUAUUAUGCGAAUUAUGUUAUCGACUGUCAAAUUGCCGAUAAUUAAUACAUACAAAACCAUCCUGGACCCCUUUUCCAAAAUGCUCUCUCAUAUCAUACAACAGUCACCUCUGCUGUACGAACAGCUCCUAGACUUAUGUAACCUCUGCUGCAGAAACUUUGUGCGCGAACGGGACAGGUAUCUGUUGACCCGCACUGUGGUCUGCGAACUCGUCCAAGCGAUUAAGUUUCGGACAAUGAUUCCCGACGAGAACCUCAUGAUGUUAGUCCAGUUCCUCCUUCAGGACGGCUCCGGCACUCUCACCCCAUCCGUCAUCGUCGAGAACCUCCGCAUGAAUAACACUCUGGAGAUCGAGAACUUCAAUACAAACGCCUUUGAAUGCAUGCGACCCAACGUCAUGGAUCUCCUCGAGUUUGUCACUGAUGUGCACACACUCUCCCGAGUCAAGAGUAAUUUUUUGGGAACUUCUAUACACCUCAAUGAAGAGACACUGGGCGGACAUCUGAAGGCAGGAAUUUCUCAGUAUUUAUCACUAGAGAUGACAAAAAAUAAUGGCAGUGAUCACCGGGCGAUAACCAAAUACCUUCCCUGGCUCUACAGUCUGCCAUCACUACAACAGGGUCCGAAAGAGUUUAUCGAUUGUGUGGCACACAUUCGGUCACUUUCGUGGCUAUUGUUAGGGUCGUUGCAACACUCGGCACUACUCCAUAAUAACGCCACAUUCCUGUGCCAACCCAUCCCAUUGGAGGCCAACACUCACAUAGCGGAGCACAUCCAGGUGAUUUUGGCCGGGUUUGCCGAGCAGUCCAAAGCAUCGGUACUCCACAUGUCGUCCCUAUUCCACGCGUUCAUUCUGUGCCAGUUGUGGACAAUGUAUUGCGAGAAUAUCUCUGGUCAGAACCCUCCAGGAAGCGAUCAGUACCACCAGUGCACUCUCACACUAUCAGAUUUCUGGGCCAAAAUAACCCCCGGCAUACUCCAACUGAUCUGUCACUCAAAAGUGGUAUAA